UACCACUGUAUUGUGGAAGGAUAUUUUCUUAGUUGUCUGUGUAGGUCUGGCGAAACAGAGUUAUCAGCAGGCGUUUGAAAGGUGGCACAGAAGGUGCCCGCUAAAUCUCUUGACUGGGCCAUUGACUUCUAAGGCUGGUUUUCUUGUCAAAUGAGCCUCACCAGUUAAUUCGUGGAACCACCUAUGUUCCUGCAGGUGAUCUCAGUGACUGAGCUAGGAUUUAAGGGUUCAGUUGGUCUCUGAGGUACCAUGGACCUAAGUGGUUCAGUGCUUUGUAAAUUAACACAGGAACCUUAAAUCUGGCUUGGCGGUAAGUGGGCAGCCAAUUGUCAAUUUUUUUUACGGACCUGAACCUUUUGGGCUGGGCUGAAAAUAUAUAGAUGCAACAAAAUAUACAGUAGAGAGAAAUGAAUCGAAAGCAAAAGCAGAAAUCUAGGCAAUAGUCACAGCACAAGGGAAGUGGCUGUUUUCACAGAAAGCUCUAAGUGUGGGCAAAAUGCAUUUCUGGACAAGAAUUAGUCCAUUAGCCUCUCACAAGGCAUGCCAGGAAAAAGCAGAACUCAUAACAGCCUAGCUGCAGGAUGAAUGAAGUAGAAUGUUUCCUAGGGUAGAUAGGCAGACAUCAUUUAUGGGAAAUGACUAAUGCAUGAAGGGGGUGGCUAAGGAAUGGGAGGGGGGGAAACUCAAGCCAUGUGAGACACUGCCUUUCGAAAUUUUCCUGCUGGUUCACCACACAACAAAAGGAUAUGGUCUGUACCAUAUCGGCUUCCGGCAAGGAACCAGAGGCACCACUGGCCACAAAUCUGAACACAGGGAUCAGAAGAAAGAAGCCUGAAUUUUCAGCUGUAAACACACCUUAAAUGCUGAGGUCAUCUUGACUGCCUUGCUCCAGGGAGCUGCCACCGAGUUCACAGUCUCUUCGCUGAUUUCCUUCUUUCUGGUGAAACCUACAUAAGAUCUGGACUUUGGAUAUCCUUAAUUCUUCUUUUGUUCCAGCCCAGGAAACAUGAAACUUCAGAAACUUAUCUUAUCUGUCCUUGCACUCACCUUUAGCACCAUCUCCUUUUUUAUCGGGGUUUUGAUUGGGAAAGGACCGACCCACUACCUUCCAUAUUAUCUUCCAUGCCCAGAUCUCUUUGCUUUGAAACUACAGUACAGAGAGGAGAAUUCGCACCAGCUUUUCCCACAAUUCUUUUAUCCACAGCCAAAGUCUGUGCAACAGACGCGCUCUGAUGUGCUCACCGUGACUCCGUGGCUGGCCCCCAUUGUCUGGGAGGGGACAUUCAACCCUGAAAUCUUGGACAGCAUCUACAAGCCUUUGAACCUUACCAUUGGAAUGACUGCCUUCGCCGUUGGAAAAUACAUACGAUUUGUGAGCCAUUUUUUGGAGUCAGCUGAACAGUACUUCAUGGUGGGAUACCAUGUGAACUACUACAUCUUCACAGACAACCCCAAAGACAUCUCCGUUGUCCGCCUGCAGCCUGGGAGAACCCUCCACCUCAUCCCUAUAAAGAAAUAUGCCCACUGGCAAGAAAUCUCCAUGCGCAGGAUGGAGGUCAUAAACCGGUACAUCUCAGAUACAGCCCACCGAGACGUGGACUAUCUCUUCUGCCUGGACAUUGACACGUUGUUUCAUAACCCGUGGGGCCCAGAGACCUUGGGGGAGAUGGUGGCCGUGAUCCACCCAGGCUACUACAAGGUCUCUCGGACAGCAUUCCCAUAUGAGAGGAGACCUGCUUCCAUGGCCUACAUCUCUAAGGAAGAAGGAGACUUCUACUAUUCCGGGGCGGCCUUUGGAGGCCUGGUCAAGAAUGUCUACGAGUUCACCAGGGCUUGCCACAUGGCCAUAUUGGCAGACAAGGCCAACGGCAUCAUGGCAGCUUGGCAAGAGGAGAGUCAUCUGAACAGGCACUUCCUUUCCCAGAAGCCUUCAAAGCUCCUCUCUCCGGAGUACCUUUGGGACGACAAAAAGUCAAAACCACCUGAGCUGAGACUCAUACGGUUAUCAUCAUUGAGCAAGAAUUAUAGGGAGGUCAGGGACUGACCCUCGUUGGGUCCAUCUUGGCCUCACUCUGUAUUUCUGGGCAGGGGAGCCCUUGGGAUCAAAUUAUUUGGACCUGCAGAUCCAUUGCGGAGUUGGCAAAAUCAGACACAUCCCCCAACCCCUGCUGAGAGUGCCACCCCUUUCUCACAGGCUCUGGACCUGGUGUCUUCCAUGGUGACACUAGGGCUCUCCCAGUUUGUUUUGGGCCUCACACAUCAAGCAGACUACACGCUGGAUUUGAUCUUUGGCACAGGCAUAGAUGUGAUCAUGUCCCCCUCUAUGGAGGUGCCAUGGUCUGAUCACUAUGCUCUGAAAGCCCGGAUUGACUUCCCGCCCCCACCCUGCUUAGGUGGUGAGUCGAUUUGGGCUCGGUGCAGAGGCUGAUGGACCCUGAUGGAUUCUGUCAGGCCUUGCGGGAUCCUGCUCCCCCUGGCGACUCACUGACUGAGCUUGUUGAGGGUUGGAAUACCUGACGCUUGGCGGCCAUAGAUGAGAUCACACCUAGGCACCCUCUGCAACCCCACAGAAACCGGGCCCCUUGGUUUACUGAGUUGCUCAGACAGCUAGAGCGAGUAUGGCAGAGUACUCGUGACGGAGCCUCAAGAACAUCUUAUAGGGUGUUUAUGAAAACCUAUGAGAUAGCAGUGAAGACUGCAAACAAGUCUUACUUCUCAGCAUCCAUUGCAUCCGCUAGCUCUCGCCCCGCGCAACUUUUUAGUAUAAUUAGGUCUCUAACAUCCCUAGAGGGACAGCCAAAUUUAAAUAUGAAUCAGGCACAUAGCUGUGAGGCAUUUGGGAGCUUUUUUGCGGAGAAGGUCCUGUUGCUCCACCAUGACCUCCCUGCCAACUUGGAUACAAUAACGGAACUGGAGGCACCUUGAUUGUCCUCAGGUCCAGUACUGGACCACUUUGACCAGAUACUGCCAGCCGAUGUGGACAGACUCCUCCAUGCCAGAAAGCCCACCACUUGUCCUCUUGACUUGUGCCCAUCCUGGCUGAUUUGAGCAUGUCCAGACGAGUUGCAGGCCCCCCUGGGUGACAUCAUCAAUUUGUCCCUUGGCACCGCUCUUAAAGAAAACACCAUUAGAUCCUUUAGAUCUAUUCAAUUCCCGCCCAGUUUCGAAUCUUCUGUU
This is a messenger RNA of Podarcis muralis (Common wall lizard), 3177 nucleotides long. RefSeq names its product globoside alpha-1,3-N-acetylgalactosaminyltransferase 1 (FORS blood group) (gene GBGT1). Gene Ontology annotation, molecular function: globoside alpha-N-acetylgalactosaminyltransferase activity. NCBI's taxonomy places the organism in Eukaryota, Metazoa, Chordata, Lepidosauria, Squamata, Lacertidae. Gene Ontology annotation, biological process: carbohydrate metabolic process. Gene Ontology annotation, cellular component: Golgi apparatus; membrane; vesicle. The record is from RefSeq and is a predicted model, not a curated record.